Alternaria arborescens is the source of this 336-nucleotide messenger RNA. RefSeq lists its product as hypothetical. The record is from RefSeq and is a predicted model, not a curated record. Lineage: Eukaryota; Fungi; Ascomycota; Dothideomycetes; Pleosporales; Pleosporaceae. The transcript has 2 exons. Bases 1 to 336 code for a protein of 111 amino acids.
AUGUCACCCAUCUCGCGCAUGGCUCGUCUCCUUCUCAUCUUACAUGCGUUCGUCAACAUAGUUUUCGGCAUCUACCCCUUCGUCAACCCCGGGGAAUACGCUGCCAUAACUGGUGUAGAAGGUCCAGACAAGACCUUGCAAUCGAUUGGUCUGGGUGGAAUAGCAGUCGGCUGGUACCAACUCAUCUUCACCCUCCAAGGCAACCGUCGCAUGAUGGCUUCUACGAUCCCAAUGAGAUUGGGCUUUGCCGCAGUCAUGUAUAAUUGGGAGAAGCAGCCUGUGAUGAUUUACGAACUUAUUGUUGUGUGGUUCUGUUUACUCGGGGUGUUUGCUUAG